Chelmon rostratus (copperband butterflyfish) is the source of this 3790-nucleotide messenger RNA. RefSeq names its product CEA cell adhesion molecule 1 (gene ceacam1). The record is from RefSeq and is a predicted model, not a curated record. The transcript has 13 exons. The coding region runs from base 135 to 3239 and encodes 1034 amino acids. Lineage: Eukaryota; Metazoa; Chordata; Actinopteri; Chaetodontiformes; Chaetodontidae.
CAUAAUGAGAACAAAAAGCAGGACUGAUGCAAAGCAAAUAUUUGCUGAUCAGAAGGCGACUGUGACCAUAUAAUAUCGCCAGAUCACGUCCAUAUAACUGACAAGACAGUUUGCGGUAGAAACUGAGGAGUAGAAUGGAGUCUCCACUGGUGUUUGUCUUAAUCCUGGCCACAAUUACCUUUGAAACAGCUCCUGCAUAUAGCCAGAGUAUACAUGCCUCGGAGAACCCCUUACCAGUGGGCAGCAACGUCACACUUUUCAGCCCUGCCAGCGUCCCCACAGGAGCAUGGAUGUUCAACAACGAUAUCAUUGUGAUGAUAUUCCCUGGAGAUAAAAUCAUAACGAACACUUGGAAUGACAGGGUUACAUUCAAUACAACCACUUCAUCGCUGACUAUAAGGUCGCUGCAGGUGGAAAAUUCUGGAUUGUACACAUUACAGGCACUGAAUUUGUUUCGUGCUCAGUUAACACUGUCAGUUCAAGUGCCUGUUUCUGAUGUGACUCUGAGGGCAAAAGCAACCAACCUGGUGGAGUUCAAUGACACAGCUGUUCUCAUGUGCUCUGUGUCCAACGGGACUUCCCUGUCUUAUGUUUGGCUGAAGGGCAGCUCUGUGGUCACAGCGGGUGGAGGAGUGCAGCUCAGCGACAGAGGCGCCACUCUCACUAUCAUCAGCGUGACCCGCUAUGACGAGGGGCCGUACAAGUGCAAUGUAUCCAAUGGUAUCAGCAGUGAAAUCAGUCUCCCUGUGCAACUGAACAUCAGCUAUGGUCCAAGUAACGCAACGAUGACGAUCAUGCCCAUGAAGUACAUCUAUAGAACAGGAUCUAACAUCACACUGUCAUGCUCAGCGGAGUCCAGCCCUCCGGCACUAAACCAGUGGAUUGUUAAUGGGGUAUACCUAAAUGAGCUGGUCCCACAGAUUCAGCUCGAGAGUGUUACAGAGAGCAACUCAGGGAUUUACCAAUGCUCAUUUCACAACACAGUCACAUCCAGGUUCACCAGCAUAAGUGCAACGAUCAGGAUUUUGGCGCCACUAGCAGCAGUUGUGGUGAAUCAUACAGGUGGACCAGCAAUACUCAAUGAGCCGUUCACUUUGCAUUGUGAAGUGACUGGAUCUCCUGACACCGUUCAGUGGUGGAGGAACGGUCAGCUUCUUUCAGCUGACAAUACGACAGUCUUUACCAUGGACAACAAGACACUGACUCUCAACCCAGUCCAACUUUCAGAUGAUGGAGAUUAUCAGUGUAAGGCUUUUAAUUACGUGAGCAACCUGACAAGCAGCCUCUACACAGUUAAAGUAAACUAUGGCCCAAUGAAACCAGUGAUCACCGGGCCGUCCAUGGUUCUAACAGGAUCAAUGGAGAGCCUCAACUGCUCAAGUGCCUCUUAUCCUCCCAGCAACAUCAGCUGGUACUUCAACGACUCCCUGGUGGCCACCACCUCAGAGUUAGUGAUUGGACCCCUGACCUUAAAUAUGAGCGGGAAGUACAUUUGCAUGGCCUUCAACAGCAUCACUGGCAAAAACAGCACUGCCUACACGAUGCUCACUGUUUUGGCUCCAGUGACCAUGGCGUCCAUAAAAACUGUUGGAGCUGAUCCAAUCCUGAACCACAGUUUCACCCUUACCUGUAAGACAGCUGGAGAUGUCGAGUCAAUCACGUGGAUGUACGGGUCGUCCCCACUGUAUGCUGACAACACAAGAAAACUCUCGGUGGACAACGCCACCCUCACCUUUGAUCCUGUCAUGCACUCUGACAAUGGACAGUAUCAGUGUGUAGCUUCCAACCCAUUCAGCAGCUUGACCAGUGAAAUCUUCAUGCUGGAUGUUUUGUAUGGACCGGAGAUGCCGACUAUCACGGGUCCGGAUGUGGCGAAGGCAGGAGACAGCGUGACACUACGCUGCAACGCAUCAUCAAACCCUCUCAGCGUCUACAAAUGGUUCUUCAAUGACUCUCUAGUGGCCAAUAUGUCUGAGUAUGUCACACCCCCUCUUACCAGCGACAUGAGUGGGAUGUACACCUGCAUGGCUUACAACAACAUCACGGGCAAAAACAGCACGGCGUACACCAUGCUUACCGUUGUUGAUCCAAUAACUGAUGUACAAGUAGAAGCACCAAUGAAUCCUGCCAUAGCAGGUCAUAUCUAUGAGCUAACGUGCAAUGUGACUGGACCAGCUGAGCAUGUUUACUGGAUGAAAAAUGGUGAGCCACUGCAUAAAGACAACAGAAAUGUUUUCUCCAUGGAUAACAAGACGGUCACCUUCAACCCGCUGGAACAAAAUGACACUGGGGAUUAUCAGUGUAUGGCCAUUAGUGCUGUUUGGAACAUGACCAGCCCUUCUUAUGAGCUCCUUGUAAACUUCGGACCAGAAACACCUGUCAUUGAUGGGCCAGCUCUUGCAGAGACGGGACAUACGGCUGUCCUCAGGUGUUCUGCCAAGUCAAUACCUCCCAGUCAGUUCAGUUGGUGGUUCAAUGGCUCAGAGGUGGCCAAUACGUCAGUGUUUACAACCGGCCCUUUGUCUUUCAAUAUGAGUGGAGAAUACACCUGUAUGGCCUAUAAUGGUGUGACAGGAAAGAACAGCACAAACUCCAAGAUGCUCACAGUUGUUGAGGCCACAGUGCCAGUGAUCACAAACAGCACAGUUCCAAUAAACUCUGAAAACUUCACUCUCACCUGUGAAUUCACUGGGGCCUAUGACACGAUCUACUGGAUGAAGGACAACAUGCAGCUCAACACGAACAUGUCCACAGCUGAAGCCAACAUGUCCUACCACUUUGAAAACAACACGCUGCACUUCACUCCAGUGACAGUGUACAAUGACGGCGUGUAUCAGUGUGUCGUCACCAAUCAGGCUGUUCCACAAACAAGCCCACAAUACAAGCUUAUGGUGAACUAUGGCCCUCUGAGUGUGAAUAUCUUGGGGCCAGAUUCAGCAAAAGUUGACACUCGCGUGUCCCUGGUGUGCUCUGCUGAUUCUCGCCCAGAUUGUGACUUCCACUGGUUCUUUAACAAUCAAUCGUCAGUUCUAAAGGCUGGCUCUGUUCUCACUUUCCCUGCGUUAAAAAAGAAUGAGGGGAACUACAUAUGUAAGGCGAGAAACCCUGUGACCAAUAUCACGCUGUACCAGACUAAAGCCUUCACUGUCGAUCACGCCUCCGCCCUCCACAUACGAUCCCAAGGCCACGGGAUGCUGAUGGGUCUGUUUGCUUUGUCUCUCACUGUGCUGUUCAGCUGAAACCUCCACCUUAAGAAAUACGGUCAGACUGAAAGGCCUCUUACUCCCUCUACAGUCAACAAUCUUCCUGUUAGAUUAGCAGGAAUGUGCUGCAUACUCAAUAUUCUGCUGCCAUGUCCAUGCCACACAUGGAAGUGUGACAGACUCUGAUUCGAGUUACAGGUUGUUGUUUCCUUUUAUUAGAUUUAUUUUCAUUAACAUGCCAUACAGAGGAAUAACAUACCAUAAUAUCAUUGCAUUGCCUGUUUGGGGUUUUUUAUGUAAGUUAUCAUCAUUAGCAAGUAAAUGUAGUUGUGCUAUUGUUAUUGCGGUGAUUGUUUCUGCCCUUAAUUAAAAUACUUCAAUACAAGUGCAGAGUGUAGCAAGGGGAAAUAAUGUAAGUGUAUUCCAUUAAAUACCUUCAUAGUCACUUGGCAUAAAUUCUAAUUCUUCAUUCUGAAAACAAACAGCUUUUUCUUUUAUGGAUGAUAACAUUAAAACUGUUAGUAAAUGUACAUUCUAUCAUAGUUUGAUUAAUGCUGUUUUAUUUCUCAAUCAAUAAAAAAUCAACA